Penicillium longicatenatum is the source of this 1608-nucleotide messenger RNA. RefSeq names its product putative alpha-1,3-mannosyltransferase. Gene Ontology annotation, biological process: protein O-linked glycosylation. Gene Ontology annotation, cellular component: Golgi apparatus. Lineage: Eukaryota; Fungi; Ascomycota; Eurotiomycetes; Eurotiales; Aspergillaceae. Bases 1 to 1608 code for a protein of 535 amino acids. Gene Ontology annotation, molecular function: alpha-1,3-mannosyltransferase activity. The transcript is spliced from 2 exons. The record is from RefSeq and is a predicted model, not a curated record.
AUGUUUGGAAAGUUAAUACGCAUACUAGCCAAUCAAAACGCAUCCCAAUUCCAGAAUGACCUUGAAGAAGACGCUCAAAGAUCGACUAUACCACUGUCCGAAAGCCUCUCACGCAUGCUCAUCCUCCUACCCGACGAUACGGAAACAAAACAACUCCUCAGCCCAAUCGACACAACCGGCGAAGCCAGACUACACGACUUCGGCCUCCGUACACGACAAUACAAAGUCUUGUUUGAAGUUUGGACAGAGCUACACACCACAAAGUCAAACACAGGCACCUCUAUCCGAGACGACAUACCCUACCAAAUACGAACUAACCCUCGACUCUCCAGCGCCCUUUCCACAAACUCUUCCAAUCUCCUCCACUACUAUGAGCAAUAUCGCUCAACCCUUACACGUCUCCAAACCUUCCUUUUCCCUUGGACAUCACCCUACCAUGCCGACCACCUCUCUCUCCAAAAUGCCCUCUCAAAAGGCGGCCGAGGCCUCGUCUUCACGGCAGGUACCCACCAACUCCCAUACCUCCUUACCUCAAUCCCAACCCUCAGGAACCUAGGCUGCACCCUCCCGAUCGAAGUUUUAUACCUCGGCCCAGAAGACCUAAGUCCCGAAGCGCAACGACAGCUUGAAUCUCUACCGAACGUGCUGACGCGCGACUUAAGUCUCAUGAUCUCAGACAAUGGCUGGACGCUGCGUGGAUGGGCAGGGAAACCAUUUGCAAUCCUAUUUUCCAGUUUCCGGGAAGUGAUAUUCAUCGAUGCGGAUGCGCUGUUCUUCCAGAAUCCGGAGAUCCUAUUUGAGGAUCCGGAGUAUAAACGGACGGGCGCAUUGUUUUUCAAAGAUCGUCGUAUUAUGCCAGAGGAUAAGAGCGACUGGAUGAGGAAGGUUUUGCCCGCUCCUAUUUCCGAGAUGGCGAGGGGCUCCAGGUUUUGGAAAGGGAUAAGUGGGCAUAUGCAGGAGUCUGGGGUGGUAGCUGUUGAUUCCUGGAGACAUUUUGUGCCAUUGCUUCUUGUUACGAGGAUGAAUGGGCCUGAUAGGGAUGGUAAUAAGGAGAAAGGUCUCAGAGGGGUUUACGAUAUGCUUUUUGGCGACAAGGAAACCUUUUGGCUUGGCUGGGAGCUUGUUGGGUCCACAUCAUACGCAUUUCACAAGGGAUGUGUCGGAACUAUGGGAACUGUCCAAGUGAAUGGACCAGCACGCGGGCGAGGCUUCGACGAAGCAGACUUGGAUUCGAUUCAUUCAGUCUCUUCCGAGAGCAUUGAGAAGGCCCCGCGUAUCCAGCCCGCUCUGAGGACACGGCCUCGGGAGUAUACGAUAUGCGCACCGCAGCUACUUCACUUGGAUCUUGCUGGGCGCCCACUUUGGUUUAAUGGUUGGCUUUUACAGGAUAAGUUUGCAGACGCUAAGAGUCAGCAGCCUGGAAAGUUUGAGAGUUUCGUACAUGAGCAGAUGGAGGAUGAGAAGGAUCCAGAAGCAUGGAAAUUACAUGGGAAUAAUGUUUGCUGCUUGAGUUCGAAGAAGGUGGCUGAGUUUUCGGAGGAUGAGAAAGAUAUCUUGAAGAUGAUUAUUAAGGCUGCGAAGAGAGUGGGCGUCUUUGGUUCAAACUAG